Saccharomyces mikatae IFO 1815 is the source of this 666-nucleotide messenger RNA. It is a transcript of the gene KEI1, whose product is annotated as Kei1p. The record is from RefSeq and is a predicted model, not a curated record. Gene Ontology annotation, biological process: inositol phosphoceramide metabolic process. The transcript is spliced from 2 exons. Bases 1 to 666 code for a protein of 221 amino acids. Gene Ontology annotation, cellular component: inositol phosphoceramide synthase complex; Golgi membrane. Gene Ontology annotation, molecular function: inositol phosphoceramide synthase regulator activity. Lineage: Eukaryota; Fungi; Ascomycota; Saccharomycetes; Saccharomycetales; Saccharomycetaceae.
AUGAGAUCUUUCCUUUUGACCCUUCCAAAAUCUUUCUUAGGGUUUAUGCCAUUAUACCUUGCAGUCGAGAUUGUUUUGGGUAUUUCUAUUCUGAACAAAUGUAGUGGUGUUUAUGGUAUCUUAGCGUUGUUUACAGGCCAUCCAUUAGAUUUCAUGCAAUGGGUAGCAUAUCUUUGGUCGGUAUUUACAUUAAUUAUAUUUUCACAAGGGCUAUAUUUGAUUCAUAAGCCAAACUUAUUGCUUUUCUCUCAAAUCUGCGCACUAUACACUCUCGAUACCCUGUUUACUUGUUUUUUUACUUUAUGGUUUACCACGCAAUGGUUUACUUUGGAAGAUACUGCUGGUGGCGUUGCAUCACAAAGUAAUAACAGUAAUCUGAUAUCAACCGAGAGGCUUACAGUACGUAAUACUGAUAUAAGUAAACAAAGUGCUACUGAGAGCUACGAAUACUCCAUAACUAUUCUAAUUACAUUGGUAUCAUUGAUAUUCAGGUUCUAUUUCAACCUUAUUUUGGCAUCCUUUGUUCAGGAAUUGCUACACCAUCCCAAGUAUUUAGUUGAUAGAGAUGAUGUAGAACAAAACUUGAAAAACAAGCCUAUUUGGAAAAGGCUCUACGCCAAGAGCCAAAAAGGUUGUUACAAGCUAUGUAAAAAUUUACUAAAUUAA